Molecule: messenger RNA, 4272 nt
Organism: Cyclopterus lumpus (lumpfish)
Lineage: Eukaryota; Metazoa; Chordata; Actinopteri; Perciformes; Cyclopteridae
Gene: carm1
Product: coactivator-associated arginine methyltransferase 1
Exons: 17
Coding region: 66-1880 (604 amino acids)
Biological process (GO): peptidyl-arginine methylation
Molecular function (GO): protein-arginine N-methyltransferase activity
Source: RefSeq, a predicted model, not a curated record
CCAGCAGAGAGCAGUGGGUGGUUGGAUGUGAGCGCCACCGACCUGUCUCUACUUCCAGAUCGAAGAUGGCGGUCUCGGUGUUCCCCGGCGUGCGGCUCCUCUCCAUCGGAGACGCGAAUGGAGACAUACAGCGACACUCAGAGCAGCAGCCCUUGAGGCUAGAAGUCAAGAGCACACACGAUGCCGCCCUCAUCAAUCUCUCCAAUGGAGAGGAGGCGAGUGUGUUCAAGUGUUCGGUUUCCAGGGAGACAGAGUGCAGCCGCGUGGGGAAGCAGUCAUUCAUCAUCACACUGGGCUGCAACAGUGUCCUGCUGCAGUUCUCCUCACCUGCAGACUUUCAGUCCUUUUAUAACCUCCUGAAGAACAGUCGUGGGCACGUCAAUGAGCGCUCCACCUUCAGUGAAAGAACAGAGGACUCCUCUGCUGUACAGUACUUCCAGUUUUAUGGCUACCUCUCCCAGCAACAGAACAUGAUGCAGGACUACGUUCGGACAGGGACUUACCAGCGGGCUAUUCUCCAGAACCACACCGACUUCAAGGAUAAGGUGGUGCUGGAUGUUGGCUGUGGCUCAGGGAUCCUCUCCUUCUUUGCAGCCCAAGCUGGAGCCAGGAAGGUUUAUGCUGUGGAGGCCAGCACCAUGGCACAGCACGCUGAGGUGCUGGUGAACAGUAACCGUCUGGGGGAGCGCGUGAUCGUCAUCCCGGGGAAGGUGGAGGAGGUGACUCUCCCCGAGCAGGUCGACAUCAUCAUCUCGGAGCCCAUGGGCUACAUGUUGUUCAAUGAGCGCAUGCUGGAGAGCUACCUGCAUGCCAAGAAGUUCCUCAAACCCAACGGUAAAAUGUUCCCCACAAUCGGUGACGUCCACCUGGCCCCCUUCACUGAUGAGCAGCUCUACAUGGAGCAGUUCACCAAGGCCAACUUCUGGUACCAGCCCUCCUUCCACGGUGUUGACCUCUCUGCCCUGCGGGGAGCAGCAGUAGACGAGUAUUUCCGCCAGCCAAUUGUGGACACAUUUGAUAUCCGUAUUCUGAUGGCCAAGUCGGUCAAAUAUACAGUCAACUUCCUGGAGGCCAAAGAAGAUGAUCUCUACAGGAUAGAGAUUCCGUUUAAGUUCCACAUGAUGCACUCAGGCCUGGUGCACGGCCUGGCUUUCUGGUUUGAUGUGGCGUUCGUGGGAUCAUCGAUGACCGUAUGGCUGUCCACAGCGCCCACGGAGCCUCUCACCCACUGGUACCAGGUGCGCUGUCUGCUGCAGUCCCCCCUCUUCACCAAGGCUGGGGACACGCUGUCCGGCACCGCCAUGCUGUUGGCCAACAAGAGACAAAGCUACGACAUCAGUAUUGUUGCCCAGGUGGACCAGACAGGAUCAAAGUCCAGCAACCUCCUGGACUUGAAGAACCCCUUUUUCAGGUACACAGGCACCACCCCCAACCCCCCUCCUGGCUCACACUACACCUCCCCGUCCGAGAACAUGUGGAAUACGUCCUACAGCAUGAAUCAGGGGAUGGCUGUAUCAGGGAUGCCUGCAGCUUAUGACCUCAGCACAGUCAUUGGCGGCGGCCCGGCGGUGUCUCACAACAAUCUCAUCCCCCUGGCGCAGCGGGAUGGUUCAGACCAGCGGUUUGAGCAGACGUUUUCAUGUUCUGGGCUCCAGUCGGCUCUGCAGCACUUGAACACCGGAAUUGUAAACCACACCCACUCCAGGAUGGGCUCCAUCAUGAGCACAGGAAUUGUCCAGGGAGCCACCACAGGCCAGUCGGGUCCCAGCAGCAGUGGUUCUUAUUAUCCCGUCACCAACCAGUUCACCAUGGGGGGCGCCGCCAUCUCCAUGGCCUCGCCGAUGGUCAUCCCCAGCAACACCAUGCAUUACGGCAGUUAAGACGAGGACCACACAGAGACCUCUUCAACCGCCCCGCCCCCGCAUGACAAGAGAUUCCCAGCCCCCACCCAGCCCCGACCGAUGCACCGACCGCAGCCAAAACCAAUAUACCAAAACCAGUGCUGUGCUGGCACUGCCUCCCCUUGUUCGUCCUCCUUCUACUUUGUUCAGUCCAUCACUAUAUGAACGGUCGAACGCUCUCGUAUCCGUCCAGACUCUUAUGUCUCGCCGACAGACGAAAACCUCCUUUUCUUCUCCUCCUUUUCUUCUCCUCCUUCGGAUCUAUUGGGACGUCACCUCGUGCACAGCUGUUACUAUCUAUCCCCUCCUUCGUUCAACGUCCCACCCCUUAUCAUUUUUGUUUUUUAGGUGUCAUAAUGCCCCCUGAAAAUUGUUUCUUCAACCGCCUUUCUCCCCUGAGACUCAACUCGCUGCCAGAAGCCACCAAUCUACACUAAAGCUUUUCGUUUGUACAAUUGGGUCAUUGUUAUCAUAAUGAUCAUCAUCAUCAGUACUCGUCUCUGGGCUGUAGGCUUCUCAUAUCUGUUUCAGUCCUCAAGGGCCCUGCCACACUCCCACCACCCCGCUCACAAUGCUAUGCAGAUAGUGUUGCUUUUACGCGAAGCGUUUUUUGACGUGGACAAACGGACAUAUUGGCCACGGUGAGGUUCCACAUUGAAACAGUGGUGUCGAUGCACGCGCCGGGUUCCAGAAGAACGACCCGCCGGUCGCCUUCCGUGCUGAGCACAGACAUGCAGCACCGCGAUCAUCUAGUCCUCUUCGCCAACAACCGGCAGGAAGCGGGCUCCGUGCUAGCAUGCUAGAGCACAUCAGGGUCAGAUCAAGGGUGACCUCAUUGUUUUACAAGCUGCACGAUUUUCCAUGCCAAAAAAAGUUUGACACCUUACACAUUACAGGCUAGAUCCAUCCUCAAAAAUCCAAAUAUUGAUCAGCGCAGCUUUACAUGUGCUUGCAAAUCUUCCCCCAUAGCCGCAACGUGGUUAGCCUAGCUCGAAGCCGAGAAGCUACAACACUGUCUCUAUCUAAAGUUAAAGUAAACACCUGUCUUAGUUCAACUUUAUGAAUAAAGUAUUCUAAAAAUGUCAAAGUAAGACUGUACAAAUGAAAGUUUACAUAGCACUAUGCACCGUCCAAACUGAACAAAAAGUCGGGGGACAUUUUGAAUCUGCUCGUACAACCAAUUAAUAAAAGGGGUUGAUGGACGAGUGUUUUCGACAGAGUUCGGAUUUGCCACAAGUCCUAGCACGGCUACAUCUGGACUAGACUCUGAAAUUGAAUGAAUUAGUCUUUUCAUGCGACUUUGGGCAUUGAUGGCAAACCAGCACCUUUUUUAAAAUGGGCACGGUUCAGAGCCGCUACAGAUUGUCACACUCGGUAAGGUUGAGGCUUCGGGGAGGUCGUAUCGCGUUUAAAAGGGAAAGGUGUGCGUGUAGCCGGUCUAAAAAGGCCACACGAGACCUGAGUCUCCAGUCGUUAGUCGUCGUUAGUCGCCGUUAGUCGGAGACACAGAAGAGCGCCAUUUGUGAGCUUGAGGGAGAAUUUCAACACAAGGUGACCGGUGGGACAAACUGUCCGUCUUAGUUCAAACUAGAGCUGUAAACCUGCUGCUUCCAUCGCACAUGUCUCUUCACCCCAAACACCUAGUUUUUCUUGUUUUAUCUGAGUGCACAUAUCAGCAGUCAUUUGUCGAGCCAGAUUGCACUGGCACAGUUGGGAGGGGGGGGGGAAAGAUUCUGAGAACGAACCGGUAAGGACCAAUGAUCCCCAUGUGGCAGCCAGCCGGCCACCAGAGUGACGCUGUUCUGGAUUGGCAGUUUACACCCCCCUUCCCCCUCCUCCCGACCUCCUUCGGGACGAAGAGACUUCAACGUCGAGGCGUGGGAGAUAGGGGCCAAUCCUGUGUGGCCCCCCCACACACUCCCUCCUCGUCUGUUCACCAUGUAUGACCUCUGACAUAUCGCGGCCCUCUCGCCCCCCUUUAUCCGUCACGGACAGAAGACUGACACGCGUAUGCAUUGCUUCGCAACCAUCAGACUUGAGUUAGAAAAGUUUUGAGAGAUCUGAGAAAAAAGUUUCUUUGUAGAAUUAACCUUUUUCUUUUUGUUAUCUUAUAUUUUGUUUUGUUUUUUCUUUCACAAAAAACUACAAACAAUGAAAAAAAAAAUUUAAAUUAAAUGUGGUGGAGAUGUUCCAAAACCAUCCUGGAAUCAGUUGUAGUACUUUUUAAUUUGUCGAAUAGACUGCGGACGCAGAUGAGAUGUACACUAGCCUGUAGCGAUCAUGUCCCCUUUUUGUUGUCAUUGAACCGUUUGCUCUGUGUAGUCGAAUAGUGGCAUUCACUUUUUUUUUUAUCAUGGAAAUGUGUGAGGAA